GAAUCUCACACUCUCUCUCUCUCUUUUCUUCUCUCUCAUGGCGGAGGACUACAUGAAGGGCUCUAUGCGCAAGCUGGCCCUCUGGUACACCCGGACCUUCAAACCCAUUAUGACCCACGACGAGUUGGAGCCCAUCAUGGCCACCUUGGGGUUCGUGGGUCGGCCGGCGGCGGCGACGGUGCCGAACUCGGCGGUCAUGUGGAAGGAGUACGUGUUCUGCGCCGCCGGUGGGUGGAGGAGCAAGUGGGGUGCGGCGAAUGAGACGCCGUUGCUGCCGAGGCCGAGACUGCCGUACCCGAGAAUCGAUGGGCUCCACAUCUACUCAUACCGGGCUUUCCUCGAGGCCGUUAAUUUCUACCUCGAGAUGUGUGACAUCUCCGAUCUCUUCCAUAUUAGAGGAAUGCCACUCCAUGAUCUCCAUCGAAUUAAAGACCGAAACAGGAAGUGGCGAAAAAUGGAAGAAGAUGACAGUGUGUUUGUCUACAGAGAAGGAACUCUGGAUCAAGCAACAUUCAAUCUAUAUCACUCUCCCAAGACCAUCAGCAAUAACACCCUUAAUAACAGCAAUGGCGGUGAUGACCACAAUUCAAUCGUUAUCCGGGAGAAAGGCAAUAGCACCCCAACAAGCUGCAUUGUUCCUUUGAAAGAUAUCAUAGUAUGA
Fragaria vesca subsp. vesca is the source of this 661-nucleotide messenger RNA. RefSeq lists its product as uncharacterized. The transcript is spliced from 2 exons. The record is from RefSeq and is a predicted model, not a curated record. NCBI's taxonomy places the organism in Eukaryota, Viridiplantae, Streptophyta, Magnoliopsida, Rosales, Rosaceae. Bases 38 to 661 code for a protein of 207 amino acids.